UCUCUUUCGGUUCAUUUUAUGAAAUAUCAUCAAGAAAAUGGCAAUUCUUAAAGAGCAAAAACUUGUUCAAAAAUGUAAGAUUGGUCCAACAAUGGGAUCAACUUCUUCUGUUCCUCUCUCGUUCCUUGAUUUGCCUUUAGCAGGUCCUAUUUAUGUCAGACGCCAAUUCUUCUUCCACUUCCCCCAUUCCACACUCCAUUUCUCUCAAACUACACUUCCUUCUCUCAAAACCUCUCUCUCUCAAACCCUUCAACUCUUCUUCCCUCUCGCCGGAAACCUCCUUUGUCCUCCACCGCCGCACAAACCCUUCAUUCGCUGCACCCAUGAUGACUCUGUCCCCUUCACUAUCAUCGAGUCCAAAGCUGAUUUCAACCACCUCUCGUCAAACCACCCCAAAAGUCUCAAACACUUGGAACACUUGAUUCCCAAGUUAGCAUGCACAAACACACACGAUGACACGUUUGUGUUCCCUUUGCUGGCAUUGCAAGCCACGGUUUUUCCCAACCAGGGCCUCUGCGUCGCGAUCACCUAUUGCCACGUGAUGGAUGAUGGUUGUUGCAGCAGUUUCAUGAAGUCUUGGGCUUCCUUUUGUCGAAGUGGUGGCGUUGACUUGACUCUUGCAGAGAAGUCAACACCGUGCUUGGACAGGGGAGUGUUGAAGGACCCCAAAGGGUUAGAAGCUAUCUUCUUAAGAGAUUAUUUUGAAGAGAGGUCAACUUGGAAGGAAAAGCUCGCUGGGAAAACCUCUGCGGUUUGCAAUGCUGAAGAUUACGUCAAAGCAACGAUUGUUUUGGGAAGGGAUGAUAUCGAGAGGCUGAGAAGAUUGGUGUUGAAUCAUUGGAAGAGAAGUGAAGAAGAAUUCAACACGUCACAGCAUGUAUCGAAAUUUGUGGUGGCUUGUGCCUUUGUGUGGGUUUGUUUGGUUAAAACAAGACACAGAAGUGAUUAUGAAGAGGAAGAUAAAGAAGAGUACUUUCGUUUCGCUGCAGAUUGCAGAGAUCGGCUUGAGCCUCCUGUGCCAGAAACAUACUUUGGAAACUGCUUAACGUUAUGUUUUGCAAUGCUGAAGAGAAAGGAGCUUAUGGGAGAAGGUGGUUUUGUGAAUGCAGUGAAUGUUAUGAGAAGGGCAGUGAGUGAUGUGAAAAGUGAUUUGUUUAAGGAUGCAGAAAAGUGGAGGGAAACAUUUACGAGGAUGUUUGCGUUGGGAAGUACUUUGAUAGUUACUGGGUCACCCAAGUUCACUGUUUAUGAGACUGAUUUUGGAUUUGGAAAGCCUAAGAAAGUGGAAAUGGUACAUUCCAUGAAGGGUGUGUCAUUAGCAGAGAGUGGAGAAAAGGAAGGAGGAGUUGAAGUUGGCUUGGUGUGUACAGUCACAGAAUUUGAAUAUUUAGUUUCUGUCGUUGAGCAAGAACUUCAAGGUUCAAAAUCCUAAUUUUAUUAGUGUGAUAUAAGCAAAAUUUCAAGCUUUUAAGUCCGUUGAAAAUAUUUAUGCAACAAAUUUUUCGUUCCUUUUAUUUAUUAAUGAAUACA
Molecule: messenger RNA, 1530 nt
Organism: Vigna unguiculata (cowpea)
Lineage: Eukaryota; Viridiplantae; Streptophyta; Magnoliopsida; Fabales; Fabaceae
Product: coumaroyl-CoA:anthocyanidin 3-O-glucoside-6''-O-coumaroyltransferase 1-like
Source: RefSeq, a predicted model, not a curated record